AUGAGUAUUUUAACAAGAAAGCGUUUCAACGCAAGUACAGUUCAUCGAAACAGCAUACUUUUUAUUAAUUAUAGCAGAAUUUAUACAUAUCAUGUACUUGGUCAUGCAUUGUCAUCUCUAACACCACCACCAACACCGGGUGGACUUGAGGAAUAUUUAAAAAAUUAUCUUUGUAUCCUUAAUAGCUGGGAAGCAGCAAUAACGCGUGAUAUUGGGACAUGGACUCCUCGUAUGAAGGCAUUUUUCAGUGCACGAGGCUUUAGAAAGAGCAGUUUAGGGAUUGAAGGACGAACAUUUGAAGAAGAAGAGAAACCAUUAAUGCUGCCGCAUUUGCCGUUCACACCAUCAUAUACGCAAACAGUACUUGCUUUAUGUGAUUUAUUACGUGAAGCAUAUACAGUAAUGACAAAUUUUAUAUCAUCAAGUGGAGGUUAUAAUCGAUUUAUUGAAACAUUCUACAAAGUAGAUCAUAAAGUAAAAAAAAUUCUUGAAGCAAUAGCAAAAGAAAUGGAAGUUUAUGCACGGAAGGCAAUACGAAAGGAGCUUGACCAUCUUUAUUCAUUUUCGAAAGAAACAACAGAAACAGGUGCAAAUAUAUUGCUUUAA
Molecule: messenger RNA, 606 nt
Organism: Pneumocystis jirovecii RU7
Lineage: Eukaryota; Fungi; Ascomycota; Pneumocystomycetes; Pneumocystales; Pneumocystaceae
Exons: 1
Coding region: 1-606 (201 amino acids)
Source: RefSeq, a predicted model, not a curated record